Molecule: messenger RNA, 3196 nt
Organism: Gymnogyps californianus (California condor)
Lineage: Eukaryota; Metazoa; Chordata; Aves; Accipitriformes; Cathartidae
Gene: TMEM132A
Product: transmembrane protein 132A
Source: RefSeq, a predicted model, not a curated record
GCCCGGCCAUGGCUCCCGCACCGGCACCGGCCCCGGCCCCGGGGACCCGGCUGGCGCUGCUGGCCGCCGCCCUGCUCUGCGCCUCGGCGAGGGGCGACGGGGACCCCCCCGACCCCGUCUACCUGCCGGCGGACCUGGAGGUGCUCGGCGUACCCGAGUACUACCGGCUGCAGCGGGCAGACCAGGACCUGCCCGCCAACGCCUCCCUGCACGCCCGCACCGAGACCUACCUGCUGCUGCGGCACGGCUCUGCCGCGCAGCCCCUCGUCCAGGCCACCUACCCGCCCUUCAGCACCCGGCAGGAGGUGCCCACGGAGAGCCCCCCGGGAAGGGAUGGCUCGGCAGCCUGGGCCAUCCGUGCCGUGUCCCUUGAGAGCGCCGUGUCCCCGGCCGAGCCCUUCGCCCGUGUCCUCUUCCACCUGCAGGGUCCCGACUGGCCCGGGCAGCGGGACCACCCUGGGCAGCGGGACCUGCCCUGCGUCACCCUCCAUGCACACCACCGCGGCCGGGUGGCCCGCGGAACGUGCCGCCUGCAGGCACCCCUGGGCGUCUGCGUGGUGGAGCUUGAGAUCCCCCCGCGCUGGUUCUCCCCGGCCCCCGAGCCGGUUGAGCUGCACUACGGUGUGUUGGGGCCAGGAGAGUGCGGCCGUGCCGGGGGCCGGGAACGGAGCCGCGGCGGAGAGGCACCGCGGUACCUGGGCGCGCUGGAGCUGCGGGCGACCGAGCCGGCGCGGCGGCAGGAGGUACGGCUGGACGACAAGGUGCUACUGCGUGUGCCCGACGCCACGCUGCGCCCGGGGCAACGCUUCACCGCCACCCUCGCCCUGCGGCACAACUUCACCGCCGACCAGCUGACGCUUCGGAUCAAGGCGAAGAAGGGGCUGCAAGUGGUGGCCGCCCGCCCCGGGACCCCCGCCGCCUGGACCGCCCAGCUGGAGCGCACCCGGGGUCCCAAGCACUCGACGGCCGUGGUGACCUGCCGGCGGAGCGGGGACGCCCACGGCGGCUGGAGGGCGGCCGAUUCCGCUGCGUUCCUGCACUUGGACCUGGCGGUGGAGAACGGGACGGGGGGGCUGGCGCCGGCGCGGCCCCUCACCUGGCAGGUGGAGUACCCCGGCCAGGACCCCGAGGCCCAGAAGGACAAACUGGUGUGGGAGAUCCAGGUGUCGGAGAGGGACGUCCGUGCCCUCGUCCCCCUGGUGCAGGAGCUGGAGAUCCUGAACACGGCCCCGCUGACGGGGGUCCCCCGCACCGUGCCGGUGAAACUGGUGGCGGUGGAGGCGGGGGGCGGCGUGGCCGAGCUUACCGAGCCGCCGGGCUGCGAGUCGGCUGACAAGCAGGUGCUGCAGGUCUCGGAUGCCUGUGAUGCGGUAUUCGUGGGGGGCAAGGAGAGCCGGGGUGCUCGGGGUGCCCGGGUGGACUUCUGGUCCCGGCGCCUGCACGCCUCACUGCGUUUCACCGUCUGGGCACCGCUGCUUCCCCUGCGCGUCCAGCUCGGUGACACCGCGCUGGAGCAAGUGCGGGGCUGGCGUCUGCCCGGCGGCCCCGAGAGCGCCCCGGCGGAGGCGGAGGAGCCUGGGGAAGAGGCUGAGCGGCGGGCGCGGGGCUGCCGGCCCCAGUACCAGCGGACGGCGGUGAGGGUCCUGGCACACUUCGUGGCCCACCCGCUCGAUGGUGGCCGUCACCUCGCCUACCUGCCCGGCCCCGACUGGCUCCUGGAUGUCACCCACCUGGUGGCCGGCCAGACCCGGGUGCAAGACCCCCGCGUGGCCUCGCUGGAGGGGGGCACCGUGGUGGUCGGCCGGGAGCCGGUCACCUCCGUGGAGGUCCGCUCCCCGCUCUCGGACUCCAUCCUGGGGGAGCAGAUGCUGGUGGUGUCGGAGGAGAAGGUGACGGUGACGGAGCUGCGCGCCCAAGUGGUGUCGGGGCUGUCCCUGACGCUGCGGGCAGAGCCGGGCCACCCCGGCGUGGUCACCGCCACCGCCCAGGGGACGGCCACCCUGCGUGCCCCCAAGCAGGAAGCGACGCUGUCCGUCUGGCUGUCCUUCUCCGACCGCACGCUGGCCCCGCUGGAGCUGUACGGCUGGCACGACGCGGCGUUGACCGUGACCUCGCUGGACCCUGCCGUGGCCACCGUGGGGGGCUCACCCGGUGUCCCCGCCACCCGCCCGUGGGUGGUGGCGGAGGGGCCGGGGCGGGGGGCUCUGCUGCAGCUCAGCCUGCACCCCCCGGAUGCAUGCCGCCGGGGCAGGCACCGGGCAGCUGCGCUGGCUGCCGGCACUGCCUGGCUCGAGGUGGGGGUCAGCCGGCGCACCCCAACCCCCGGCAGCCCCCGGCCCCGCGGUGGCCACCCCCGGCCCAGCUCGCCCUUCCCGCGGGCCGAGGGGGCCAUGUCGGGGGAGGCGGUGACGGCGGCCAGCGAGCCACGGCGAAGGGACCCCGCCGGCGUAGGACCUGCCUCCACCAAGCUCCAGGGGCUGGGGUCUUCCUCAGAGGAGGAAGGCUAUGGCCGCAACCACGCCAGCGGGGAAGAAGAAGAAGAGGAUGAGAUGGUGAAGGCUCCCGAGCGGGUGACCGACCUGGAGAUCGGCAUGUAUGUCCUGCUGGGCGUCUUCUGCCUGGCCAUCUUCAUCUUCCUCGUCAACUGCAUCUUCUUCGUCCUGCGGUACCAGCAGAAGGAGCUGCCAGAUGCCGGCGUGGCCCCCUCGGCCCCCCAGCCCCACAACUGGGUCUGGCUUGGCACCGACCAGGAGGAGCUGAGCCGGCAACUGGACCGCCGGCAGCCCGAGCCCCCGGCCCCCGAAGCGGACACCGAGGCCGGGCGCUGCUGCUGCGGGGUGCCUCCGGGCACCGUGCCGGGGUCCGAAGCAGGGGAUCCCCCGGCACCCCGAUGCCCGGCUCCCGUGCCCCGUAAGGAGGGGGGUACGCCGGGAGGUGGCCGGAGGAAGCGGGUGGAAUUUGUCACCUUCGCUCCUCCCCGGGUCCCCGAGGAGCCCCCCCAGCCCGCUCCCAACGUCCAGUCCAUCCUGGUGGCCAGCGAGGAUGACAUCCGCUGGGUGUGCGAGGACAUGGGGCUGCGGGACCCCGAGGAGCUCAGGAGCUACAUGGAGAGGAUCCGGGGCAGCUCCUGACCCCCGGGGGGGCAGCCCUCGGUCCCCCCAGCCCCGGGGCAAACCAGUAAGGGACCGACCUCCUC